Mustela erminea (ermine) is the source of this 2148-nucleotide messenger RNA. It is a transcript of the gene HCK, whose product is annotated as HCK proto-oncogene, Src family tyrosine kinase. The coding region runs from base 403 to 1824 and encodes 473 amino acids. Gene Ontology annotation, biological process: innate immune response; protein phosphorylation; cell surface receptor protein tyrosine kinase signaling pathway. NCBI's taxonomy places the organism in Eukaryota, Metazoa, Chordata, Mammalia, Carnivora, Mustelidae. The transcript has 13 exons. Gene Ontology annotation, molecular function: non-membrane spanning protein tyrosine kinase activity; signaling receptor binding; ATP binding. The record is from RefSeq and is a predicted model, not a curated record. Gene Ontology annotation, cellular component: extrinsic component of cytoplasmic side of plasma membrane.
AGGACAGAGGCAAGGUCUCAAAAACCGAGCCCAGCACCAACCCACACAGCCCUGUGUAUGUGCCAGAUCCCACGUCUACAAGCAAGCGGGGGUGACAUGGAGCUGACCCAUCACCAGCAGUCCCUUGACUCUCUGGAAUACAUCUGCACCAAGGACCUGGGGACAGUGACGUCACUCCUCCUUAUCCAGCUGCCCACACCUUGGCCCCUCCACCCGGGCUCCAGGGACCAGGUCCCAGUGGGCAUGGCAGAGGCCCCAAGCCCGGGCAGUAGCACGAGCAGCGCUGAGAGUAGUCAGUGACCUGAUGAGUAACAACAGCAGUUGAAGUGGUGACAGUAAUGACCGUAUUAGUGCUGUAGCGACAACCGUAAUAGCAAUUAUAGCAGCAAGAGCAGCAGGAGUAUGAUGGCAAGCGCAGACAACGCACGUCCUGACAACAGCAACAACAUCCCACCAGGGUCUGCGGAUGUAGGUCCCGAUGACAUCAUUGUGAUCGCGCUAUAUGAUUAUGAGGCCAUUCACCAUGAAGACCUCAGUUUCCAGAAGGGAGAUCAGAUGGUGGUACUGGAAGAGUCUGGGGAGUGGUGGAAGGCUCGAUCCCUGGUGACCCGGAAGGAAGGCUACAUCCCAAGCAACUAUGUUGCCCGCAUUAACUCUCUGGAGACAGAGGAGUGGUUCUUCAAGGACAUCAGCCGGAAGGAUGCAGAGCGCCAGCUCCUGGCCCCUGGCAAUGUACUGGGUUCCUUCAUGAUCCGGGACAGCGAGACCACCAAAGGAAGCUAUUCUCUGUCUGUGCGAGACUACGACCCCCAGCACAGGGACACGGUGAAGCAUUACAAGAUCCGGACCCUGGACAGCGGGGGCUUCUACAUCUCCCCACGGAGCACCUUCAAUACCCUGCAGGAGUUGGUGGCCCACUACAAGAAGGGGAGUGACGGACUCUGCCAGAAGCUGACGGUGCCCUGCGUGUCCUCCAAGCCCCAGAAGCCAUGGGAGAAAGAUGCCUGGGAGAUCCCCCGGGAAUCCCUCAAGAUGGAGAAGAAACUUGGAGCGGGGCAGUUUGGGGAAGUCUGGAUGGCCACCUACAACAAGCACACCAAGGUGGCCGUGAAGACGAUGAAGCCGGGAAGCAUGUCGGUGGAGGCCUUCCUGGCAGAGGCCAACCUGAUGAAGACCCUGCAGCACGACAAGCUAGUGAAGCUGCACGCGGUGGUCACAGAGGAACCCAUCUACAUCAUCACGGAGUUCAUGGCCAAAGGAAGCCUGCUGGACUUCCUGAAAAGUACAGAGGGCAGCAAGCAGCCAUUGCCCAAGCUCAUUGACUUCUCAGCCCAGAUUGCAGAAGGCAUGGCCUUCAUCGAGCAGAGGAAUUACAUUCACCGAGAUCUCCGAGCUGCCAAUAUCCUGGUCUCUGCAUCCCUGGUGUGUAAGAUCGCCGACUUUGGCCUGGCACGUGUCAUCGAGGACAAUGAAUACACAGCUCGGGAAGGAGCCAAGUUCCCCAUCAAGUGGACAGCUCCUGAAGCCAUCAACUUUGGCUCUUUCACCAUCAAGUCAGAUGUCUGGUCCUUUGGUAUUCUGCUGAUGGAGAUCGUCACCUAUGGCCGGAUCCCUUACCCAGGGAUGACAAACCCAGAGGUGAUCCGGGCGCUGGAGCGUGGGUACCGCAUGCCUCGACCAGAGCACUGCCCUGAGGAGCUCUACAGCAUCAUGACACGCUGCUGGAAGAACCGCCCUGAGGAGCGGCCCACCUUCGAAUAUAUCCAGAGCGUGCUGGACGACUUCUACACGGCCACCGAGAGCCAGUACCAACAGCAGCCAUGAUGGGCAAAUCCGGGUGGGGCCAGGUACUCAGCUGAUGCCUAAGGGGUGGCUCUAGCACAGCCUGCCUGGUCCUGCUCACCGUUCCCCACAGACACCGGCCCGCCCCACCUCGGUCCAGCCACAGUUCCGCAUCUGUCAAGUGGUUUGAACCGGACAGUCUCUUUUUUGACUCCAGCAGUCUACAAUCUGCCGUCCUCAGGAGACCCCAAGUUGAUAUGUCUAUUGCCUGGGACAGGCACUACUGUGGUUGCUAUGGGAAAAUUUAAAAAUGAUGGAAUAAAUAUUUAAAUAAAAGACACAAAGGCUAAAGGCUUUACUGACAGA